Suillus paluster is the source of this 893-nucleotide messenger RNA. RefSeq lists its product as uncharacterized. Bases 452 to 658 code for a protein of 68 amino acids. Gene Ontology annotation, cellular component: mitochondrial large ribosomal subunit; ribosome. The record is from RefSeq and is a predicted model, not a curated record. Lineage: Eukaryota; Fungi; Basidiomycota; Agaricomycetes; Boletales; Suillaceae. Gene Ontology annotation, molecular function: rRNA binding; structural constituent of ribosome. The transcript has 4 exons. Gene Ontology annotation, biological process: mitochondrial translation.
CCUACUGUGAGCCUCCCUAAUGGAUUGACUUGUGUUCUUUAUGAUGAAUCGCUUCUCCAGACAACGCUAAGAUCGCCCUUCCCUCACGGCGACGGUUUCCGGUCACAACUCGCGUCUCGUCAAGUUCAACACGUCAAACGACACCCAGGUUGCGUCCCAAUUCCCAUACCUUGCUUAUAGAGAAUGGGGCAUCCACGUCAAGGGUAUGGGCAUCCGCUUCAGCGCGAAACAGCUCACUACUGCUGAGGAAGUCAUCAAACGCAAGAUAAAGGCCGUCAAAGGCGCGAAAGUCUAUCUCAGGGUUUUCCCUGGUAUUCUGGUUUGCAUCAACCUCAACUUGAAGGUACAUCUAGCUGAGCUAGACAGCACUUUUACAAAGUCUGUUCGUCGACUUUGACUCGUGCCUCUCCGAACUCAAGAGAAAUGAAACUUGUGUGGGAAAGGAAAAGGGAUGUUCGAGUUCUGGGCUACUCGCGUACCCACCGGUCGUGUCAUAUUUGAGAUUGAAGGCACGCCACUAAGAGAGGAGUUGGCACGCGAAGCUUUACGCCAAGCGGCAGACAAGUUCCCGACCAUGAUGGAGUUCAUCACCCGUUCAACGCCGCCUAGAUUAGGAAAUUUAGUUCUACAUCCUGCCUCCAUUACUGCAGACUGUUGAGACAUCGUAGCGCUGUUUCGUUCAGUUUGGAACACAUUCAUAUUGGAUUACAAGGUUUUGUACAGAGCCAUUAGAUUUGUAUCAUGCCCAUUUGCUCAAGGUAAUCCCCUACCACUAUUAAUCGCAUUGGCCACCUGACUCGUAUUCGGACGAUUGAAAACUCACCGCUCAUAACUGUCCAAAUACAGCUCCUCACUACUACAAGUCCUCUUAAACGCAGGAUCCUCAAAAAGCC